AUGGUUCCAUCAUUGCUCUUUGGCGCGUUAGCCGGCUUCUUUUUCCUCGUCUCCUGUCGCCGGUAUGUCGUUUGUCUUGCAAGACGACAGUCUCAACGUCGGGUAGUCGUCAAGGGCCACACCUUUACCGAUCGUGCAGACGAUGAAUCGACGCAACAGCCGAGGCGCAUCGAAAAGGUCCGUCGCGCGUGUUUUUUGAACACAGGAGGAGAGAACGUAUCGGCACUGACGGCUUUGGUUCUGGCGGUACGUAAUCCGGACGUGCAGUUUGACGUCGUGGAUCGCGAUGUUCGGCGCAUUGCGGCAUGGAAUUCGGAUUGCAUUCCUGUUUCGGAGCCGGGGGUCGAUGCAUUACUGUUUGAUGAUGCUGCUGUGGAGGAGACAGACGAGAUGCUGUACAGUGAAGAGGCACAUCGGAAGAGACGACUGGCAAAUGUGAUGUUUUCCACGGACGUGACUGGUUGCAUUGCUGCGGCAGAUAUGGUUUUCCUGGGCGAGGACACGGACACUAACGUGAGUUUCUCCAUGCUUGUCGUCAGAAAAUAUGCUGAUGUACAGACCAUCCGGACUAUUGCCCAAGUCUCGUCUGGCCACAAAGUCAUAGUCUACAAAGGUCGGGGCAAUACCAAAGCCAUUCGCCAACGGCUCGACAAAGCCACAACCGCAUCGUUCGAUCUCAUCGCCAACCCCGACUUUCUUGUCACAGGCAGCAUUAUUAACAGCCUUCUACAUCCUACCCGUGUCGUUAUUGGUAACUUGGCCGACAAACAUUCCGCUGAAGCGGCUACAUUGCUGAGAGAGCUAUAUUCCUGGAUCUCGCCUGAAUGUAUCAUCACCACAGAUGCCUGGUCCGCAGAGCUGGGUCGGAUAGCCACAAAUGCCAUGCUUGCACAACAAAGCGCCACCUUCCACGCCCUGAGCUCCAUCUGCAGCCGGACUGAUGCGAACGGACCGCACGUCUCACAAAUAGUCGCGACGGACCCACGCCUGACAAUUCGCGCCAUUGGUGAAGCAGCUAUCAUAGAUACAGAUCAAGACAUUCUCCGUAAAGACGUCGACUGUCUUGUGUACUUGGCGCAGGAACUCGGCCUGGCCGAGGUAGCCGAAUACUGGCUGUGCGUGAUGCGAGUAAACGAUGUGACAAACCAUAAUGUCGCGCAUGGCAUGGCAUCCUGUCUUCCCGAUAGACUUGGAAAUGUGGCUUUGCUGGGGUUUUCAAACGGAGAGGGUACAUUGGCCGGCGUGAGGCUCAUCCGGUCGCUUGUACAACGCGGCAUCCCGGUGCAUAUUUACGACCCGUACAUGACCCGACGCGAAAUUCUGACAAGCGUGGGCUGUAACACCGGAGUUACAGUGAUGGACGAUAUGCACCAGGCAGUAUCUGGAUGUAGUGCGGUGGUACUACACACAGACCGAGGGUUGGAUCGCGAAGUCAAUUGGGAGGCUGUGGCUGGACUGAUGCAGUCGCCGCGAUUUUUUCUCGAUCCAUUUCAGGUUAUGGAAAACAUGGAUCAAUACGGGUUUCGAACGUUGCAGAUGGGAAGGCACUACAGCAGACCCACCAUCACAAUGUAG
Aspergillus chevalieri is the source of this 1575-nucleotide messenger RNA. RefSeq names its product putative UDP-glucose dehydrogenase Ugd1 (gene ugd2). The transcript has 2 exons. Gene Ontology annotation, biological process: glycosaminoglycan biosynthetic process. The record is from RefSeq and is a predicted model, not a curated record. Lineage: Eukaryota; Fungi; Ascomycota; Eurotiomycetes; Eurotiales; Aspergillaceae. Gene Ontology annotation, molecular function: NAD binding; UDP-glucose 6-dehydrogenase activity. Gene Ontology annotation, cellular component: cytosol; nucleus. The coding region runs from base 1 to 1575 and encodes 524 amino acids.